CCUGGGCCGGCCGCAGCACCGACGGCUGGGAGAGCUCUGCGGAGGGCCAGGCGCUGCGCUCCCGGGCGGAGCCGAGUCCGCGGGGCUCCGGGACGGGGCGGGGCCGUUGAUCAGUCAGCCGCGCAGCUCGUUCAGGUACUGCGGCGGCUCCACGUAGUCAGGCGGCCGGCCGGCUGGGGCGCACGGACCUCGGCCCGUGACUGUCGUAAGCCCAAACCGGGCCCCUGAGUCCCAGGUCUCCCGCGGAGCCAUGGCGGGCCCGGGCCCGGGGGAUCAGGACGAGCACUACGAUUUCCUGUUCAAGCUGGUGUUGGUGGGCGACGCGAGCGUGGGCAAGACCUGCGUGGUGCAGCGCUUCAAGACCGGAGCCUUCUCCGCGCGUCAGGGCAGCACCAUCGGCGUCGACUUCACCAUGAAGACGCUGGAGAUCCAGGGCAAGCGGGUCAAGCUACAGAUUUGGGACACGGCUGGCCAGGAGAGGUUCCGAACCAUCACCCAGAGCUACUACCGCAGUGCCAAUGGAGCCAUCCUUGCGUAUGACAUCACCAAGAGGAGCACCUUCUUGUCGGUGCCUCACUGGAUCGAGGACGUGAGGAAGUAUGCAGGCUCCAACAUCGUGCAGCUGCUGAUUGGGAACAAGUCAGACCUUGCCGAUUUCCGGGAGGUCCCUCUGACUGAGGCGCAGAGCCUGGCCGAGCACUAUGACAUCCUCUGCGCCAUCGAGACCUCUGCCAAGGACUCCAGCAAUGUGGAGGAGGCCUUCACCAGAGUGGCCACUGAACUCAUCAUGAGACACGGAGGCCCCAUGUUCAGUGAGAAGAGUACCGACCACAUCCAGCUAGACAGCAAGGACAUCGCGGAGAACUGGGGCUGUGGCUGCUGACUGGGGGGGCAGGGCAGGCAGGCCAGGCCAAGACCUCCCCACCUCCCUUGUCUCCAGCCUGUCAAGCCCCACCAUGCAGAGCCGGCCCUCCAGGGCACUGGCUUCUCUAGAGGGAUUCUGCACCCCUAGCCUGGAUGCUGGGUAGAAAGGGAGAAGCAGGGUGUCCUGUGCAGAAGGCCAUCAGCCUAGGGCAGGUUAUGGAGCACCCUGCCAGCCAGCAUAUGCUCCCCCAUGCUCUCACAUUCCAGGACUAGCCUGAGCCUUCCAGCAUAGACUGCUGUGGGAAGCGGUCUGGCCAUGCUGCCCAGCCCCCACGUGUUGGUCUUACCUUCUCCUGCCUUGACUGCUGCCCUCCAGGGAUGUGGCUGGAACCCCAGGUUCCUCCAGGUCAUUCUCCGGCCUCUAACCAGAGUGUAAAAAGCACAUCAGUUAGGCCAACAGGCUGGUGCCAAGCCUUGUCCCCGGGAAGCCUGAGCUCAUCAGGUGGAAGCAGCCAUCCUCCCUUCACUGCCAGCUUGGAGCACUUAUCUCCCUGGGCCUGGCUAGCUGCCUUACCAAGACUUCUCGAGUUUUUCUGCUUUUCCAUGUAGCAUCUCAUUUUCACUGACACAAGUGUAGGGUCAUGGCCAGGGGCCAGCUGGGUACGGUCUGUUGGCCUGAGGCCCAACAUUUUGCCAGUCAGGUUGCCAAAGCAGCUAAUCUCUCAGUGUGGUUGAGGGUUGAGAUAGGAAGGGAAAAGCAGCAGCUUGUGGGGGGCAGGGGGAUAACUCGCCUGUGGAGCACCUGCUGAGCACACGCCAGGCCUUGGGCUCAGCCCUCAGUGCCCAAAGUGACAGCAGCGAAACAGCAGCUUCUUUUGUGUCCCAGAGGUGGAGGUCGAGGGCCCUGUGGUUGCCAGUCUUGCCUCGUGGAGUUCCCUGCCAUAGUUCAGUUCAGGGCGACUCUAGUUCCUCAUGGUCCUUAUGGUUUCAAAACAAAAAGAUGAGGACGUGGUGGCCUGAGACCUGGCCAUCUCACACCUCAGUGAUCCCUUGCCUGCCUUAACAGAUGCUUCCUGCUGGGGUCAGAAGGAAAAGUGGGGUUCUUAGGAGGCAGGGCUGUCCUUUGGGGCUCAGGGAUCAAAGGACUGAUCCCUGAGGAAUUGAGCCAGGGAAUGUUUCUAAGAGUCCUUGGCCCUUUGAGUCAGCCCAGAUCUGUGCCCUUCUACCCCCUCACUAUAGACUACACACCCAAUCUGCCACAUCAGCCAUGGGGCCCCAGCAUUUUGGGUCAGGCUCAGUCCAGUUUAAUCAUGGGUCAGGUAUUGUUCCUUGCAUCUCCCUUCCUGCUGGUAGCCUACCCUUGCCUCUCCUUUCAAGCUUUCUGGUCUGUCAGCCCCUUUCCUAGGAAUAUCUGGCCACGGGGCCGGAAGCAGGGCUUUGCAGAAACUCCCGAACAGCCUAAGGAAAGUUCUGUGCUGAACGAGAUAAGCAGGGCUAGACCCACUGGCCCCUUUUCUGUUAGGAGACUUCGGGUAGCCUGUGGAUAAGCUGAGCCUGGUUCUGGUGAGGUGGAGGGUGGCCCAAGUGAACCAGAGCCUGCCUAGAGUGCGUGUCUGGUGGAGGUCACUGAGGCUGUGCUGGGUAGGGAGCCUUCACUGGUGGGUUCGUGGCUCACCCAGCAACCAGGAAGAUCACCUCACUUCCUUUUUUUUUUUUUUGGUUUUUUGAGACAGGGUUUCUCUGUGGUUUUGGAGCCUGUCCUGGAACUAGCUCUUGUAGACCAGGCUGGUCUCGAACUCACAGAGAUCCUCCUGCCUCUGCCGCCCAAGUGCUGGGAUUAAAGGUGUGCACCACCAACCUCACUUCCCUUUUCACAAUCCCCAGGCGGAGGUGUGGCCGAGGCCCAUCCCUGUGCUCUUGAGUAGGGGCAGCCCUGCUCUCAGAAUUUAGCCCAGACACCAAAGUCUCCUUGAGCCCAGCACUCCCCACUGCCCUGGUAACCACCCUGCCCUCUUACUCUCUGGGUUCCAGUUCCACUGCCAGGCGCAGGUCUGGAGGGCCAGGCCCAGGGCCCUCAUUAUGGCCUCCACAGCCUGCCCACCUCUCUACUCACUGUCAAGUCUGGGCCCAAUGUGACCCUCCUCUCCCAAGUCUCUGCCAACCUGCCUUCUUAUUGACAGCACAGAAUCCCACAAGUGACCCAGAGGACAUCUCUGAAGGGAGAUGGCCCCUCCCCAGCGACAGGCCUUAUCUUCAGUAUCCUGGCAGGGGAUGAGUUCUUCCCUUGGACUCCUGGUUCUGUGGCCUGGGAGGGCCCUGAGUCCUGGACUGAAGCUGGGUCCUCUGGAGAAGCUACUGCCAUCCCUGCAGACAGUAAUGCCCAGGCUCUGGCCCUCUGCUGAGGCGCCCGCCCCACUCCAGUGCACAGAGAAACCUCAGGACCCCUGAGCCUUUGUCAGGAGCGCUGGGCUUGAGGACCAAAAAGCAGGCAAGUGUGAGUCAGGAAAUAAAGCAGCUGCUUUCCUUGCCCUGGGCUGGCUGGGCUGGCUGGGCUGGCUGCCAGCAGCCCAGGGCCUCUGGGAAGCAGGAGCAGGUGGAGGCUGGGUACUGGGGAGGGCAAGGAGGUACCCACAGAGGCUGGGCAGGGCCAGCGUGACUGCAGCAGGAGGAGAUUGAAGGACUGAGGGCUUGCCCACUAAAGGUACCAAGAAGGGGCUCUGUGUUUCUUUGGGUGGAAGUCUGUCUCCAAGGACACAGGCCCCAACUGGGGGGAAAUCUACAGGGAGCCCCUGGUGCACAUUGAAUUGGUUGCCCUGUCCCAGGAUGCUGCCAGUGGUGGGCCUCCAGCCAAACUCACCCCUGCAAGGCCUGGACAGGCAGAAUUGCCAGCCCAAGGAUGCCAGGUGCACUGGGGAAAUUUUCACAUUACUUAUUUAUGAAAAUGUAAGUCUUUCUAUCAAAUCUAUUUUUGGAACAUGAAAAGUUGCCUUUCUGGAUCUGUCACAGAGCCAGUGUACAAUUCAAUCAUUAAACAUUUCUGUACUGAG
Chionomys nivalis (European snow vole) is the source of this 3911-nucleotide messenger RNA. It is a transcript of the gene Rab43, whose product is annotated as RAB43, member RAS oncogene family. Lineage: Eukaryota; Metazoa; Chordata; Mammalia; Rodentia; Cricetidae. Gene Ontology annotation, molecular function: GTPase activity; GTP binding. Gene Ontology annotation, biological process: protein secretion; regulation of exocytosis. The record is from RefSeq and is a predicted model, not a curated record. The transcript is spliced from 3 exons. The coding region runs from base 251 to 883 and encodes 210 amino acids.